CCCUGUUGUCCCUGUCCCCAUGUCCCUGUCCCCAUGUCCCUGUCAGGCUGGCAGUGUCCCCGUGGUGUUUGAUGAGCAUCACCUCAGUGAGGUGCAGAACACUGCAUCAGAGGAGAAGCUGGACAAGGUGCUGGACUCCAUGAAGGAAAGCAAAGUGGCUCUGAUUGGGAAGAUCCACACCCCCAUGGAGUUCAAGGGGGACCUGACCUCCUAUGACAUGCGGCUGAGGCGCAAGCUGGAUCUCUUUGCCAACGUGGUGCAUGUGAAGAGUUUGCCAGGGUACCAGACCCGGCACAACAACCUGGACCUGGUGAUCAUCCGGGAGCAGACAGAGGGGGAGUACAGCUCCCUGGAACACGAGAGUGCCAAGGGGGUCAUCGAGUGCCUGAAGAUCAUCACCAGGGCCAAGUCCCAGCGCAUCGCCAAGUUCGCCUUCGACUUCGCCACCAAGAAGGGGCGUUCCAAGGUGACAGCAGUGCACAAAGCCAACAUCAUGAAGCUGGGUGAUGGGCUCUUCCUGCAGUGCUGUAGGGAGGUGGCAGAGCUGUACCCCAAAAUCAAAUUUGACACAAUGAUCAUUGACAACUGCUGCAUGCAGCUGGUGCAGAACCCCUACCAGUUUGAUGUCCUGGUGAUGCCCAACCUCUACGGGAACAUCGUGGACAACCUGGCAGCCGGGCUGGUGGGAGGUGCCGGGGUGGUUCCCGGGGAGAGCUACAGCGCCGAGUACGCCGUCUUCGAGAUGGGCGCCCGGCACCCCUUUGCCCAGGCAGUGGGCAGGAACAUCGCCAACCCCACGGCCAUGCUGCUGUCUGCAGCCAACAUGCUGCGGCACCUCAACUUGGAAUUUCACUCCAACAUGGUGGCGGACGCGGUGAAGAAGGUGAUCAAGGUUGGAAAAGUUCGGACACGGGACUUGGGCGGUUACUCCACCACCUCUGACUUCGUCAAGUGCGCACACCCGACAUGGGGGGCUACGCCACGUCCCUGGAGUUCACCCAAGCCGUGAUCGCCGCCCUGGACUUGUAGGGCCCCGCGGCCCCACUCCCCCCCCGAUAAUUUAUUGCUUCCCAAUAAACGUGGCCUUGGCAGCGCG
Molecule: messenger RNA, 1096 nt
Organism: Calypte anna (Anna's hummingbird)
Lineage: Eukaryota; Metazoa; Chordata; Aves; Apodiformes; Trochilidae
Gene: IDH3B
Product: isocitrate dehydrogenase (NAD(+)) 3 non-catalytic subunit beta
Exons: 10
Coding region: 20-1009 (329 amino acids)
Biological process (GO): isocitrate metabolic process; tricarboxylic acid cycle
Cellular component (GO): mitochondrion
Molecular function (GO): magnesium ion binding; NAD binding; oxidoreductase activity, acting on the CH-OH group of donors, NAD or NADP as acceptor
Source: RefSeq, a predicted model, not a curated record